Messenger RNA from Osmia lignaria (orchard mason bee), 5495 nucleotides. RefSeq names its product coiled coil domain containing protein Alhambra (gene Alh). The record is from RefSeq and is a predicted model, not a curated record. Gene Ontology annotation, molecular function: nucleosome binding; histone binding. Gene Ontology annotation, cellular component: nucleus. NCBI's taxonomy places the organism in Eukaryota, Metazoa, Arthropoda, Insecta, Hymenoptera, Megachilidae. Gene Ontology annotation, biological process: regulation of transcription by RNA polymerase II.
GGAGGAUUGUUGGCGAACGCAGCGGAUACUCCAUCAGCUUUGUCGUCGAACUUGGAAUUCCUGCUGACAAUCAUCAGGCGCAUUUUCGAACAUGCUUUUCCAUUUUCGCGGCAGCUGGUAGAGCCGCGCAUGCGCAUAAGAAGCGCGACAAGAAAAAUAAGAUGGCCGACCAGCGAAACAAAUAGAGCGCCGUUGUAAAUAACAAACCGUCCGAGUACGUUGCAAAAGGAAAUUUUCUACGAGAACGCAUGGUGCACGAUAUACUGGAAGCGCCUCGGUGUCGCCAGUUCGUGUGCUCGCGUCGUGGGUCAUAUUCGCGACGUACAACGUGCAACCGCGAGUUCAGCCACGAUUCAUCGUUGAAUGCGUCACGCGUGUACGGUAGAAUCAAGGAGAUCGGUGAGGGAAGCAAGGAAUCGAGGAACACCAUCGCCAGGAUGCAAUUGCGAAAGCGAAUCUACCUCGCGCCACGUCUUUACCUGCGGCUCGCCUAGCUCCUCAUGCUAGUCUCGUCUUCCGAAUUGCUUGGAACACAGCAUGAAGGAGAUGCUUGGAGGGUGCUGCGUGUGUUCUGACGAGAGGGGUUGGACUGAAAAUCCGUUGGUGUAUUGCGAUGGUCAAGGUUGCACAGUUGCUGUACACCAAGCUUGCUAUGGUAUCGUCACAGUGCCAACAGGACCAUGGUACUGUAGAAAGUGCGAAUCACAAGAGCGUAGUGCCCGUGUGCGCUGCGAGUUAUGUCCAAGCCGUGAUGGAGCUCUUAAGAGAACAGAUCAGGCUGGCUGGGCACACGUGGUUUGUGCAUUGUACAUACCGGAAGUUAGAUUUGGUAACGUGACAACCAUGGAACCGAUCAUUUUGCAACUUAUACCAUCAGAAAGGUUUAGUAAGUCGUGUUAUAUAUGCGAAGAACAAGGAAGGGGUAGCAGAGCAAAUGUAGGAGCCUGUAUGCAGUGUAACAAGACUGGCUGCAGGCAGCAAUUUCAUGUUACGUGUGCUCAGGCUCUUGGCUUGCUCUGCGAAGAAGCUGGCAACUAUCUUGAUAACGUAAAAUACUGUGGAUACUGCCAGCAUCAUUAUUCAAAAUUGAAAAAGGGUGGUAAUGUAAAAACCAUACCACCUUACAAGCCAAUACCAGCUGAUAAUGGCUCAUCAGAUUCGUCACCUGAAAAGGAAGCAGAGACUCCGAUAAAAUCUUCAUCAAGUGGUAAAAGAAAGAGUUCAAGUUCCAAAUCCACUACCAAUUCUAAAAACAAAUCCAAUACUAGUCCAAGUCUAGAAAUAAAUGGCGUUGCUGACGACAAAAGCAGCAGCGGCCGUAAUACACCCAAAGACAACACCACAAAUUCCAGUAAAUUCACAACUUCAAACUUCGUAGAGACAAUCGUCACCCAAUCGGAGAGUGUGUUCGGACAUGAUGGCACUACUUCCACUACUGCUGUAGCAGCCGCAACGAUUAAAUCGGGAUCGAACUCGAACUCGGGGCAUAAAAGCGGCGGACAAACGAAAUCGAACUCUUCGUCGUCGAACAAGACGUCGAGUCACAGUAAAAAAAGAAAAACGGGAGCCCGUACCCCAACGGUAAUAGGAAAUGAAAAUUCGAACCAAUCGGUCAGCUCGGAAGCCAGCGGAUCGGUUGUUGUCGCUGUCAGUUCCAUUGUACAACAAGCUGUAUCAAGCAAUAACAUACAGACAACCAUUACGGAAGCUACAAGCUUGAGUACAACUACCGAACCGGAAAAAUCAAAAAAGUUGAAGGUUGAGAGUCCAAUUCAAUCGUCAAAUACUCCAGUCACUACAGAAGCGACUACCACACCUGUGAUAAUGACGGUAACGCAGUCUCAGUCAUCAACAAUUGCUCAGUCACCCACGACUACUUCAAACAGCAUAGUGGUGUCCGUUCCGUUGACCGCGACUUCUCUGUCUAAUACGGUGCAGAGUGUAGUUACAAGCGCGCCGACGCUUUAUCAGCAACUCCAGCAAAGUAUCAUCACCACCGCGGCAAACAUGGAAGCUAGAGCGAACGCUGUGUCGAAUUCUGAAAGAUUUGUAAACGAAGAAGCUCCCGCCAAGAGAUCUCGUUCUCAGUCAUCUGAUAAACAAGACAAAUCUCGAAAGCCAAAGCGUGGGUCAUCGAACAGUCAACCAGCAUUGGCUCAAGCGCAAGUACCGUCGCAGCCUCACCAGCAGCAACAGCAACAGCAAUCUCAACCAUCAGCUUCUUCUGUUGUAACAUCGGUAUCCAGCAGUGCGGUAGUAACAACAUCUAAACGGGGUGGAAGAAGCAACCAUCAGACUCCCCCACCCGCCAUAACUGUUGCACCCAUACCAUCCAUUAUUCAAGGGCCAACAUUAGGCACCGGUCACUUUAGCAGUGUUAAUUCUGGCUCCACGAAUCUAAUGGGUCCUACCGUCAAAGAGUCUCCUCCAAGUAGUCCUGGUUCAGAGAGUAUGAGUAGUAAUGGACCGGGAAGAAGAAAGAGGAAAAGUGCUAGUGCAGCUUCUACGACACCUACACCCUCUGCGUCCAGUACUCCAACGCUGACACAUCCUAAAGAGGAGAAAGAUAUUAAGUUAUUUCAGAAUGGAGUUAGUGCGCCUCAUAUGUUAGGAAAUCAGUUGAAUCCAACUUCGACAAUGGCACAAAAAAUGUCUGAUACGCUUUCGCAAGAGCUAGAAGCACACUCUAUUUUUACAGAAGCUAGUAAUUCGACGACGAAUUUAGUUGGUCCACAGCUGCACAGUCGAGUGAUCGCGUCUAUACGAUCCAAUCAAACAGGUGCACCACCCACAUCGUUUUCUUCAGUUUUUAAUACAAACAGCAAUACAAACUCCAACAUGAAUAUUAAUAGUAAUGCAAGUGCUAGCGUUAAUAUCGCCGGUACCGGUGCUUUGGGAGGUGGAACGAUACCCCAAACGUUGGAUCAGCUUCUGGAGAGGCAGUGGGAACAGGGAAGUCAGUUUCUGAUGGAGCAAGCUCAACACUUUGACAUUGCUUCCCUACUUUCGUGUCUUCAUCAGUUGAGAGCAGAGAACCUUAGGCUAGAGGAACAUGUAAAUAGUCUUUUGCAAAGGAGAGAUCACUUAUUGGCUGUGAAUGCUAGACUUGCUAUCCCACUGACGACUCAGCCUAGUGCACAUCCUGUGAACAACAUACACCCAAACGUUAACCCGUCGCACCCCAAUGUUCCACACCCCGAAGUACCUCCAGGAGCGGCGGCUCCGGUUCCAAGAGUGAAUCGCGAACCUCGAGUGAACAACACGUACAUGCCGCACUCGAGCGCGAGUAAUCACUCGGCGGGGUUAGAAAACGGCUUACCGCCGGAUCCUUCCCCUCCAGCCGCGGCUUCUCUGUCUCAGUAUCAACACCGAACGUCGUUGGUCGCGCCCCAGCCGAGUCCAACGAUCAGACACAGUCCUGCCGGGAGCGGGUACCAUCAAGGGCAGCCGAGCAAUAUAGUAUCCCCGGCGCCGACUGGUAAUUCUGGAGUGGUUAGGAAUUCGUCCGUCACGCCAGAUCCAGUGCGCGGAGUACCAAGGUCAGUGCCACAGUCGUCGAGCAAUUACAUGCCUUCGAUGUAUCAGCCUACCGUGUCCAGUCUAACGAGCAAUCAAGUGGGUAACGUUCAUAACCUUCACUCGCACGGACCAUCUCCGCCCAGCCACGGGCCGCCGGGGAAACCCAGCUGAAGAUAGAUGCAAAGAAUCAACAGAGAAGAGCAUGCUGCAUCCGUUGACCGACGUAAUAAUAAUAAAACUUGAGGGAUAAAGAAAAUUGUCUCAUCCUCAAGAUCGGCUUCACGUGCUUCUUCAACGAGAAUCGGAUAACCGACUGGGGUUUCUGCUCGGUCAUUUUGCAUUAGUAGGAUAAAACUGAACACCGUUAGUCAGAAAGAAAGCAUUUGCAUUUAUCGUUUAAAGGUUAUGUCGAUUCAUAAUUUCAUUCGCGAGCGAAUGAGAUUCUAUGAAUUCAUACGUUUUUAUAUUCACAUUUCCAAUCUCUCAGCAAAUUUCACAGGUAAUAGUAUCUAGAUUGGUAGAUUGAUUUCACAAACACGAAAAUUGACAAGCAUUAUAAAAUAGAGAGGCCUUGUAGUUUAAAGCGAAGAAAUGGUUACUUCUAGACUUAGAGAGACAGUAUCACUCGUUCUUUCGUUUUUCAUUGGUUGCACGUUGUCGAGCACGUCUGAGACAAUCUAUUUAUCGUCGGCAUCGUAAAGAGAGAAAACAUUGAAAAGAUUUGAAAAAAAAAAAAGGAAGAAAAAAAUGAAACGGCAAAUCCACAGAUGUACAAAUUUUAGACUGUAAGUUAAUCUAUCGCGACGAAUAGCAAUAAUAUUACGAGUAGGUGUACAUUUUAACGAGAGGUUACAAUUGCGUGUAAGUCUGGUGGUACGACAAAGUCGCCCGUAUUGUUUUUACAUAGGCAUUUUUUGCUGAACGAUUCCAUCGACAUCGAUUUUUAAAAAAUGCCGUGCCGUGUACAAUAGUGAUGUGCGGUCGGACUAUUCGGGUCGGUUCGGGAAACAUCGGGCGGGCUCGGGCGGGUGUCCGAUGCAUACGUGCAGUCGGGUGGCUCGGCUGUCGGCUCAGGUCGGAUGGAGUCGGGCAGGUUCGGAUACGAGAGUUGGGUCGCGGACCGCGGCCCGCGGGAGCUCGUCCGAAUCAGUCCGACUGUACCCGACCGAAGCCGAAGUAGUCUGGCUACUCGACUGCGCGCAUGCAUCGCUCAACCGCCCGACACCGCCCGAUCUUUUCCGAGCCCACCCGAGCCCGUAAUAUCAGGUACAAUGUUUUGGGGAUUUCCUUUAGCGCGCCACUUAUGUCGCAAGGCUAACACCUUCGUAAUGAAUUGUAAUAUACAAUUGACCUAUUUCACAGUCGAAUCAAUGUAUAUUCUAAUCUUAUACAUAUAGAAACAUACUACUUUAGACGUAUAACUCGAGCACUGCCUUCCACCAAUAAACUCGCUGUGAAACAGGUUGAUAAAUAGUCUUUAGAGCGAAUACAUGAUUUGUUUUUACGUUACUUAGGAACCGCUUGAAUUGCAACCUUAAGUUCCGGAUCUUCGAUGAUGGGAUGCGUUAGUGUUUUCCUGGUUCAUUUGCGAUUCAUCUUUCUUCGUUGCUAGUACCUUACCUUUCUCGAUGGCAGCACACAUACACAGAUACACUUUUAAUUGUACAUACAUGCAUUGUCAUUCAACUUUAGUUAAUUAUUUUAUACAAGUACGCGAAAUUAGAUAAAUUCGAACAUGCGAGGGAUACUUUUGAGUGGAACGCUUUGCUUUUCACGUAUCGCCAAUCGAUGAACAUUUUAACUGAAAGUGAUAAGAAAGUAAAAUAAUGAUUGAACGUGACGGAAAAUCUGUCUUUCCGUUUUAAUGUCAAAAGCAUGAAUUUAUUUCGUUUUCUUAUUAAUUUUCAACUGUUAAAAUUAGAGUUUGCAUUUAAUUAUACAGAAUGGAAUUUUUUUUUUUUUUUACAUAAAGUUAA